Molecule: messenger RNA, 1451 nt
Organism: Mycotypha africana
Lineage: Eukaryota; Fungi; Mucoromycota; Mucoromycetes; Mucorales; Mycotyphaceae
Exons: 2
Coding region: 249-1091 (280 amino acids)
Source: RefSeq, a predicted model, not a curated record
GGUAUAUAAAAAUCGAUAUGGUACAAGUCAAGUUAAGCAGACACUAGCUUUGGUGAUCUGUACUGAUACUGCAGAGCAGCUAGCCCUUUUAUUUUUCGACAAUGCGAAAAACUGUUUAACUGCUCAAGUAAGUUGUAUAGAAUGAUACUGUCACAUAAAAUUUCUAACCAACUAAUCACAUACAAUAGAGAGUAGAACAACUGAGAAACAACUCCAUUCCGUCAUCAGCAGUUGUUUCCACUGUUCAUAUGCUAGAAGCAAACAAAGAGGUGAAUCGAAAGAGCCACUCUGAUCCAAGAAUUCUGUUAGGUUUUACAUCUGGACAUCUUUUGAUGUACCGCAUUCGUACUCAGGUUUACACGUACAAUGCUCCCCGUGUUCGAGAUCCUGUCGAUCUCACUGAAUUUGUUAAAUUAAAGAACCAGCCUAUCGAUCAUAUAGCUUGUACUAGAACUUCCAACAACUUAAAGGUCUUCGUUACAAUUUCGCAGAAUGGUGAUAGCGAAAUUGACAAUAAUGCUACUCAUGACGAUAACAAGCCGUAUGUUCGCCUCGUAGAAGUUUAUGCUGAUAACUUGAAAAAAGACUUAGGACUCUUUUCACCUAAUGCUGACGGAUGUGGAACCGACCCACUGAAUGAUCAGAUUGUCGCAAUUGACUUUGCCUUGGUUCGCAAGAUUCCUAGUACGGAUAGAACACACUUGUUCUUACUCACGGAAAAUGUGUCUCAUUAUUUCCUUAAUAUUUGGACCGUUGGCUUUGACGACAGUACAAGUCGUUCCUUGCGACAAGUUUCUCGUUUAUCCUUUCCCAAGGAGACCUGUUAUGACAUGGUGCUCAAGACUUUAAAGCAAGAUAAUAACGGAAUUUCGUCAUCUUCCUUCACUUUUGAUAUGAAGGGCUUUUUACAGACGAACGGAAGCAGUGUUCUUUAUGAUACGAUUAUCCAGUUUUACAAAUCACAUGCAAACCAGUCGUUAAUGGAACAUCACCGCGCUCAGCACGACAAUGUUGAGGCUGAAAACAAAAGAGUGGCAUCCACACCUUUAGAAAAGUCAUCGCCCAUUAAAACGGCAAAGAAGACACGGUAGUGACUCUUCAGAUGAAUCAAUAGUUAAAGAACAUGCUAGCGAAGUAUGCACCAACAGUGACGAAAUUGAACGCAAGAGGGCAGCACCCAUAUCAUUUGAAAACAGUUGUACAGUCAAACGACAAAAACGAUGCCAUACCCCAUCGUCUGUCGACAAUUCACCGCCACCACUACUCAGUCCACCUCCAUCAGCAUCAUGUCUCAAUUUAGAAGAAAAUGUUGAGUCCGCUCAGCUUCAACAACAAUCUACUGAACCUCAAGAUGAUGUCCAUUAUGAAGAAGCAUUGCAUGAUGGUCAAGGUGAUGACUGUAUCUCCUUCAGUUCAGCAUCAUAUAUUGACGACAAUGUUGAAUCCGCUCA